Corylus avellana is the source of this 3681-nucleotide messenger RNA. Lineage: Eukaryota; Viridiplantae; Streptophyta; Magnoliopsida; Fagales; Betulaceae. The record is from RefSeq and is a predicted model, not a curated record.
GCCUUGAACACUCCCAGGCUCAGCUCCUCUCUCCCCCCGCCGUGUAUUCUGUUAAACCCUAAUUCUUGGCAAAACCUGAUUUCCCUUGUUUCGCCCACAAAACCGUUACUACGUAGAGGAAACGAACGAAGAGCAAUGGAGCCUGAUGCACUUACGAACUCCAUGGACCUGAAAGUAAGGGAGUUCCUGAAGGAGGUCCGGCUCGACCACUCGCCUGCCUUCACCAAGCUUGUCGACGACACGGUUUCGGCUAUCAAAGACGCCAUCGAUAAAAUCCCCGAAGACUUGAAGGUGACAGGGGAUGAAGCUCCUGGGUUUGUCAGAGACAUUGGUGCGGACAAAGUCGAGUUCAAGUUUAAGAAGCCAAAAUCUAUCAAAAUUGGUGGGAGCUAUGCGAUACAGUGCAUUGCAAAGCCUGAUGUAAAUGUAGAUCUUUUUAUUCAGUUGCCAAAGGAAUGUUUCCUUGAGAAAGACUAUUUGAAUUAUCGGUACCACGCCAAAAGGUGCCUAUACCUUUGUAUAAUCAAGAAUUACUUGAAGUUUUCUUCAUUAGUUCAUAAGGUUGAAUGGUCUACCCUACAAAACGAGGCCCGAAAACCUGUAUUGCUUAUCUAUCCUGCUGGGGAGUUUGCUGAAGUUCCUUCAUUUUUUGUGAGGAUAAUCCCUACGGCAAAAUCCCUGUUUACCAUCAAGAAGUUGAACCUAAGGCGGAAUAAUGUCCGUGCUCUGAAUGAUGGUGGGAGUAUUCCUCAGGCUACACCAAAGUACAAUACUAGUAUUUUGGAAGACAUGUUUUUAGAGGAUAGUGCAGAACUUAUUAAGAAAACUUUUCUUGGAUGGAAGGGGCUAGGAGAGGCUUCAAUUUUACUGAAGGUUUGGGCUCGGCAGAGAAGUUCAAUAUAUGUUCAUGAUUGCCUAAAUGGAUUCCUAAUUUCUGUUAUAUUGGCAUACCUUGCAAAUCGGGAGAGGAUUAACAAUUCUAUGAAGGCAAUGGAGAUAUUUCGUGUUACUUUGAGCUUCAUUGCCAGGCAAUCAAAAAAAGGAAAAGGAUUAUGGGACUAUGGGCUUUACUUCCAGCAAGAAGGGCAGAAUGUUAUUCCAAAUGAGGAAAGGAUGCCAUACAAAGAAACGUUUCCAGUUGUUAUAUGUAAUCCAUCAGCACCCUACAAUCUAGCUUUCCGUGUAUCAAGGAGUGGUUUCAUGGAGCUCCAAGAUGAAGCUGCACUGGCACUUAAAUGCAUAGAGCAAUGCAAAGAUGGGGGAUUUGAGGAGAUUUUUAUGACCAAGGUUGACUUUGCUGCUAAAUUUGACUAUUGCAUAAGAUUGAACUUGAAGGGAAAAAAUGAGGUUCAUACAUCAGGAUUUUGCUUGGAUGAUGAAUGUUGGAGACUAUAUGAGCAGAAGGUACAUGGUGUUCUGAAUCAGGGGUUGAGCAAUAGAGCAAAGUUGAUUCGUGUUACCUGGAGAAACACAUUGUCAGGAGGCAGUAUAGAAAAUGGCUUGUCAAUAUUUGAUAGAGAGCCAUUGCUUGUUGGAGUUUCAGUGAGCUCUUUGGAGAAAGCUUUUAGGGUUGUUGAUAUUGGUCCCAAUCCUGAAAAUAAGGAGGAGGCUCUCAAAUUCCGAAGGUUUUGGGGGGACAAGGCUGAGCUUAGGAGAUUUAAGGAUGGUACAAUUGCAGAAAGCACAGUAUGGGAAAGUGAGCAGUGGACGAAACAUCUCAUUUUGAAAAGAAUUGCUGAAUAUGUACUUCUGCGGCAUCUUUCUUUGUCAAAGGAGAAUAUUGUGCAUAUUGUGGAUCAGCUUGAUUUCUCUCUGCUUCAUGGUGUUGGUGAUCCUAUAUCAUUGUCAGGAAGUUUGCUUCGAGCACUUGAAGUUUUAUCGAAGCGCCUGCGUCUUAUAGAAGACAUUCCUUUGAAGGUAUCUAGUGUGCAGCCUAUAGACCCAGCUUUCAGGUUUACUUCUGUCUUCCCUCCUGAACCUCAUCCGCUAGCUAAUGACAAGGAUAAUGUUCCAAGGCUACAUAAACUAAUGCCAUCCUGCACUCGGCCUCUGGAAGUUAUGAUUCAGUUGGAAGGCUCUGGGAAUUGGCCGAUGGAUGACUUUGCAGUUGAGAAAACUAAAACUGCUUUCCUUCUUAAAAUUGGAGAAAGUCUCCAGAAUACUUGGGGGAUGAAAUGUACUGCUACUGAGGAUGAUGUGGAUAUUUUUACUUCUGGAUAUGUAUUUCGUCUUAAAAUUUUGCAUGAGAGAGGCCUGAGUUUGGUGAGAAAGGAAGUUGGAAGUGACCAAGUUAAGCGGGUCACAUCUGUAGACAAGAAACUUUUUUUUCGCAGUCAGCAUUCGAGCAUGAUUAAUGGAUUACAGGGUUGUUAUCCGAUAUAUGUGCCAGUUGUUAGGCUUGCAAAACGAUGGGUUGCUUCACAUCUAUUUUCAACUUGCUUGGUAGAAGAGGCAGUUGAGCUAUUGGUUGCGUACCUCUUUUUAAAGCCUUUACCAUUUAAUGCUCCUUGCUCACGCAUAGCUGGAUUUCUAAGGUUCCUGCGAUUACUAUCAGAGUAUGACUGGACCUUUUCUGCUUUGGUUGUUGACAUAAACAAUGAUCUGGGCCCAAAUGACGAGAAAGAGAUAAGUGAUAACUUCAUGUUGAGUAGGAAAGCUUAUGAAGAGAACAAACAAAAUGUAAGCACGGCAAUGUUCCUUGGUACAGCUUAUGACAAGGCAUCUGAGGCUUGGACCAGGUUUUCACCAAAUGUAUCGGAACUUAAAAGGUUGGUGGCUUAUGCUCGAAGCAGUGCAAACUUGUUGACCAAACUCAUAUUGCAGGACCAGAUUGAUUUUUAUAAGUGCGAGUGCCUUUUCCGAACUCCUUUGAACAACUAUGAUGCCAUAAUUCUUCUCCACAUGGACAAAUUACCUUAUCCCCAACGUCUUCUCUUUACUUCUGAACUAAACCUAGGGAAGCUUGUUGCUCGUGGGAAUGGCAGCAAGUUUUUCAAUCCCUUCAUGUUGCCUGGAGACUUGAAGGGGAGCUUAGAGGAAGUGAAAAAUAAGCUAUUGGUGAACUUUGAUCCAUUGAGGUGCUUUGUUGGGGAUUUAGAGAAAGAGUUCUCUGACACGUUCAAGGUAUGGUAUGAUUCUCUGGGAGGUGAUGCUAUUGGCAUAACGUGGGAGAAAUUUCAAUCCAAGAAACGGAGCCGAGAGGAGGAACCAGGUGAGGAAGCGGGUGAGGAAGGAAAAGAUCCAGUUGAAGUAUUAAAAGCUGUUGGUGAAGUUGGUAAAGGAUUUGUGAGGAGUGUUUAUUUUCUGAAGGCCCCAAGGCUGAAUUAACCCUCUACUCAAGGCCUAAUAGUUCGGAAAUCACAAAAAUAUAUUGUUGUAAACUUGUUUUCUUUUUAAAUUUAUUGGUAAAUCGUGGCGUCCCAUUUUCCUCAUGUCACCACAGUUUUGAUUUUUUUUUCCUUUCUGUUUUGGGUUGGGGAGUGAGGUGAAUAUUGCAAUGAAACCCCAUUUGGCGAGCUUGGGAAGAAUGUGGAAGAGGUAAAUUUCUGUGUUAGGUAUACUGGUGACUGCAACACACAAGAGUUGAGAAAGUAACCCUCUGUAAUAUUGGCGGAUGUUGCUUUUGUAAAAUAAAUUUAAUGAUUUGGAAUGGUACUAGCCUACUAGGUGGUUCAUUUUCAA